This is a messenger RNA of Rhineura floridana, 4728 nucleotides long. RefSeq names its product polypeptide N-acetylgalactosaminyltransferase 17 (gene GALNT17). The record is from RefSeq and is a predicted model, not a curated record. The coding region runs from base 1332 to 3128 and encodes 598 amino acids. Lineage: Eukaryota; Metazoa; Chordata; Lepidosauria; Squamata; Rhineuridae. The transcript has 12 exons. Gene Ontology annotation, cellular component: Golgi apparatus.
AGAAGGCUAGCUCGGGAGGGGGGAAGCCGCAGCCGGCACCGACCCCCCCCUCCUUGGGAAGGGAAUGCGCCGAUCCAAAGGGGGCUGCCUGCUGCUGUCGGGGUGGGAGAGUGGAAAAAAGGCUGUGGGGGGUACUAGAUUAGCAGCACCUGCUUUCGCCUCCCUCCUCGGCGCGCACACACUGCAAUGUCAAUUUCACACCCAGAGCCUAGUCAAUUUCGAUUAUAGUGGCUCGUGCCACAGCACCCCAAAGACUACUUAAAAGCAUCUCAGAAGGGAUCCAAAGGGGCGGGUUGUUGCCUUUUUCUACAAUCUGUUGCGGUGGGGGGGGGUCUUCCGUCUCUCUGCAGGUUGCACUUCCCCGUCUCUUCUCUCUCUCUCUCUCUUUCCCAACCACUAUAGCUUCUUAGAGUCCUUUUAAAAUAUUCCUCAAGGUUUUUAAAGUAUUUUUCUAGAAAUUCUGGGCUCCCCUGUUUCUCUCUCUCCCCCCCCCUUUUGCUGGUGAACUGGGAUACAGAAAAUCUGGACCAUUCUUCCUCUUGGAAGGGGGGGAAUGGGCAUCCCUCUCCACCUGCCUCCCUCUGCAAAUGUAAACCCUGAAGCUUGAAAGCUACCCAGUAACCCCACUUAGAGCUUCUCUGUGGGGGACCUCAAGGGUUGACUCAGAAUGCUGGGGCCUCCUUCCCUGGGACUUUUGGAUCUUCAGCUCCACCUGCUUGCCAAGUAAGUCGCAUUUAAAAGACCAAGCUGCUGCUGGAGAAGUUGCACGAGCCCGCAACAGACUCUGUUGUUUCUCUUCUGCAGAAGUUGUCAUGCAAGUCUGGACUGUUUGCAUUUUGACAAGCCAGUCAAAUCAAGGGGCUCCUGCUUGAGUGGGUGGGGGACCAGGGAGGAGGCUGGCCCUGGACUUUCCUUAUCUCCUUCCAGUAAGGAUUGGAACCUCAAAAGGACUUCUGAAAAUCUUUCUUCUUCUUCCUAUACCAGGACCUGCAGAGAGCAAUGAUCAGCUUUCCUUCCAGGUGCAUCUCUUUUUGGAGUGGGAGAUCUGAUCUGAGUUGCCUUUCAAGGUUGUUGCCACCUGCAAACAUUUCUGGCUGCCCCUUCCUGUGAAGAGCCCAGCUGUGUAAGCUGAGGGAAGGAGGGAGACUUUCCACAAGGACACCCUGAUGGGGGGAUGUGCUCUUGCCUUCUGCCUCUCUCCUCGUGCUUUUCCUUUCUCCUCGUGAAGCUAGCCAGAGAGCAGGUUGUCUGGCUUCUCCUUGCGCCACUGUUCUCCAGCCAUUGCCAAAACAGUUGCCCGGGUUGCCCCUCCCACACCGGGCUGUUCUUUGAUGGCUUCUCUGAGGAGAGUGAAAGUCCUGCUGGUUUUAAACUUGAUUGCGGUGGCUGGGUUUGUCCUCUUCCUGGCCAAGUGCAGGCCCAUCGUGGUGAAGAGCGGGGACGCCUUCCACGAGAUCCACCCGAGGGCAGAUGUGACCAACUUGACAGCCCACGCCGCGAGCCCCAUCCAGGAUGCAGUGUUGAAAAGGCUGUCACUUCUCGAAGACAUUGUCUACAGACAGCUCAAUGGCCUGUCCAAAUCACUGGGGCUCAUUGAAGGCUACGGUGGUCGUGGUAAAGGUGGGCUGCCUGCUACACUUUCCCCAGAGGAGGAAGAGAAGGCCAAGGGACCGCAUGAGAAAUACGGCUAUAAUUCCUACCUCAGUGAGAAAAUAUCACUGGACCGCACCAUACCGGAUUACCGCCCAACCAAGUGUAAAGAGCUGAAAUACCCAAAGGAUCUCCCACAGAUUUCUAUUAUUUUUAUCUUUGUGAAUGAAGCCCUGUCGGUCAUCCUGCGUUCUGUGCACAGUGCAGUUAAUCACACUCCUGCUCACCUCUUGAAGGAGGUAAUUCUUGUAGAUGAUAACAGUGAUGAAGAGGAGUUGAAGGCGCCCUUGGAAGAGUAUGUCAACAAGCGAUACCCUGGCCUUGUGAAGGUGGUACGCAACCAAAAGAGGGAAGGUCUCAUCCGAGCACGCAUUGAAGGCUGGAAGGUUGCAUUGGGUCAGAUCACUGGGUUCUUUGACGCACAUGUGGAGUUCACAGCAGGCUGGGCUGAACCUGUUCUUUCACGGAUCCAGGAAAACCGGAAAAGAGUCAUUCUUCCUUCAAUUGACAAUAUCAAGCAGGACACUUUUGAGGUUCAACGCUAUGAAAAUUCAGCCCAUGGGUACAGUUGGGAGCUCUGGUGCAUGUACAUUAGCCCGCCAAAGGAUUGGUGGGAUGCCGCAGACCCUUCACUACCAAUCAGGACUCCAGCUAUGAUAGGCUGUUCUUUUGUGGUGAACCGGAAGUUCUUUGGAGAAAUCGGACUUCUUGAUCCAGGAAUGGAUGUUUAUGGUGGAGAGAACAUAGAGCUUGGAAUUAAGGUGUGGCUCUGUGGUGGAAGCAUGGAAGUCCUUCCCUGCUCUCGAGUUGCCCACAUUGAGCGGAAGAAGAAACCGUAUAACAAUAACAUUGGCUUCUACACAAAGAGGAAUGCACUGCGGGUGGCCGAGGUGUGGAUGGAUGAUUACAAGUCGCAUGUGUACAUCGCAUGGAACCUGCCACUGGAGAAUCCAGGAAUUGAUAUUGGAGAUGUCUCGGAGCGAAAAGCACUGAGAAAAAGUUUAAAGUGCAAGAAUUUCCAAUGGUACCUGGACCAUGUCUACCCAGAAAUGAGAAGAUACAAUAACACCAUUGCAUAUGGAGAGCUGCGCAACAACAAAGUGAAAGAUGUCUGCCUUGAUCAAGGGCCACAGGAGAACCACACGGCAAUUCUCUAUCCGUGCCAUGGUUGGGGGCCGCAGCUUGCCCGGUACACCAAAGAAGGUUUUCUUCAUUUGGGUGCUCUUGGGACCACAAUGCUCCUGCCUGAUACCCGCUGCUUGGUGGAUAACAUGAAAAACCGUUCCCCACAACUCCUGGACUGCGAAAAGGUCAAGAGCAGCCUCCAUAAGCGCUGGAAUUUCAUACAGAACGGUGCAAUUCUAAACAAAGGGACGGGACGUUGUUUGGAAGUUGAGAAUAAAGGCAUGUCAGGUAUGGAAGUUAUUCUUCGCAGCUGCACAGGACAAAGGUGGACUAUUAAAAAUUUCAUCAAGUAGCAUGCCCUUUAGCUGUUGCUCGAGAACUGACUGGAUUUGGAUGUUCCACAAGGGUGGACAUCCUUCUGCGCCUCUGUUCUGUUUGCAAUAUCAGGGAAGACUCUUAGGGAAGAGUUUCUUCUUCUUUUUAAUAUUUAUUGAACUUUGGUUCUCUCUGCUGGCUUCACCCAUCUGAAUGGAGACAUUCUAGGUCUGCAACUGUCAUCCUGCAAGCACUCAAAUGGCAUUUCUGCGGAGAACUGUAAUAAAUGCUUCUAAUCAUUUUCCAAAGUAACACUACUGUCCCCAAGCAAAGGACCAGUGGAAGAUUUGGGAGAAUCAAAGAGGAAAACAAUGCACAAGUCAGAUAAUACCUUGAUCGCCACAUUUGCUGAAGGAUCAUUAGAAACAUUCCUUUACUCCUCUCCUGAUUCCUCAUUUUGUGACGCAUCUGUGAGAAUCCUGGACUACUAAAGGCACAUUUCAUCAGCUUCUUGCAGAACCUUUUCUCCAUACCAGGCACAACAUGCUGUUGCUAUUUUUGUGAAGGCUGCUGAAAGCGGAAGAAAAACCCAUCCAAAAUGCCAACUGUCCACUCCCAUAAGGGCCAGCUGCUCCUUUUUGCUUCAGCUUUUCAUCCUUCAGUCAGUGAUGAAGAGAUGUACUCUAUUUUGAAUGAACUUGCCAAAAGGGGAAGGGAAGAUUUUCAUGAAGAACCCACCCCCGCUUCCCAAUGGAACAAGGAUUAAUUUGGUGUUUGAGUGGUUUUUAAUGUGCAAUAAUCAAAUUAACUUUGCUUAUCAUCAUUUAAUUUUGUGCAAUUGUGCUUUAGAGACCAGGAAUUGUUUUACUGUGCUAUGUCUCCGGAAUCUGAGAGCAAUCUUCUUUCUUAACCAUGGGCUAGUGAGUGAGAGAGAUAACUUUGGGAAAAGAUUCACUACUGAACACCUCACACACGCACACAGAGUUGGUCACAUAUGGUUAGAGAACUUUUCUCCCUCUCCUAAAAAUCCCAAUGAAACAGAAGUCAGUAAAUUCAGGAUAGACAGAAGAAACUAUGGCUCCAAACAUUUAAAGCACAUGACUUCCCCCAAAGAAUCCUGGGAACCGUAGUUUACCCCUCACAAAGCUGCAAUUCCCAGCCCCCCUUAACAUACUAAAGUUCCCAGAAUUCUUUGGGGGAAGUCAUGUGCUUUAAAUGUGCACUAAUUGUGCACAUGCACAUGGUGUGUAUGCAGCCUAUGUCUUCACAUAGUGCAAGGGCGGGUCAGCUGUGGUUCUUCAGAUAUUUCUGGACUGCAGCUCCCAUCAUUCAUGACCAUUGGCCAUGCUGGCUCUGGAUGAUGGCAACUGGGUUUGCAACAACAUCUAGGGCACUGUUCUUCAACCUCGGGUCCCCAGAUGUUGCCUUUGGCUAAGCUGGUGGGGGUUGAUGGGAGUUGUAGUCCAACAUCUCCAAGGUUGGUCUAGGGGGCCUGCAUUCAUGGCUUCUGGAAGUCACCACAAUACAAUACUGUGAAGGCUAUCAGCUUACAUGGGUUAAACAAACACAAGGCAGAUAGAUAUAUUAGUUAUAGGGUUGCCAGGUUCAUGGCCUGAGACUGAUCCUGUAUCUUUAGGA